This is a messenger RNA of Suillus plorans, 1435 nucleotides long. RefSeq lists its product as uncharacterized. The coding region runs from base 331 to 1239 and encodes 302 amino acids. The transcript has 12 exons. The record is from RefSeq and is a predicted model, not a curated record. NCBI's taxonomy places the organism in Eukaryota, Fungi, Basidiomycota, Agaricomycetes, Boletales, Suillaceae.
UUAAUGAACUGAUGCACGUGUAGCAAAAACAUCUCAAGAAUAGCAUCGGAAAUAAGGCGACAAGAUCACGAACAGUUCUUGAUGUUGCUCGAUCUUUUGCGGAGUUCAAGUGUUUCGCUCGCUCACGACCAACAUUUACUAUGAUCCCCUGGAUUAAUUUAUCUUUCCUCAUGCAAAAAAAUAUCCACUUCGACCAAUCAAAACAGGAACGGUCAUCAUCUCCUGAUCUCGUUCGCUGAUCUACGUACCGGAUGGUGGUAUAACUAGCAAGAAUGCCAUCGUCUUACAUCCACCAAGUCCGCCUCUCACCCACACCCAUUCUCUACCAGUAUGACCAUAGUCUUAAAUGAUCCCACUUGGUGGUCGGCCAUCAAUGCAUCUCGUUUAAACAGCUAUUUUGUAGUCGCCGCCUGUGUUGCAGUGAUGUAUGAUUCCGCACUUACAUUCGGACAAGAGGUGGAACUGAUCUGGAGACAACGAUGGUCCUUAAUGACAGCUCUAUAUCUCGGUGUGCGCUACCUUGGAUUCUUAUACGCUACCCUUGCCAUCUUGAGCGGGAUUAUCUACAUCGCAUGGAUUUGGACAGGUGUUGUGGUAUUUGCGAUGAUAUGGGUCAUCAUCAUCACUCGGUUGUAUGCCAUGUAUCAAGGAUCUAGAAAGAUCUUGAUAUUUCUCAUUGUUACCUUCCUGCUUCUUAGCAUUUUCGAUGCAGUGGCCGUCGUGCUUAUCACGAUAUAUUCUUCAGGAGAGGAACUCAUUCUCUCUGGCACUUAUCAGUGCCUGAUUCACGAUACGGAAAGAGUCCUACUCCUUAUGUCUGCUACUUGGGUGCUCGGCACCGCGUGGGAGGUCCUCGCGCUAUGUCUCACAGUCUGGAUUGCGGCCAAACACAUCCGUGAACUGCGACAACAUUCGGCAGGAGGGAUUAUCGAGGACUGUUUCACGGUGUUGAUGAAAACUCACGUGGUUUACUUUGCGAGCUUUGUUGCUGUUUCUUGCAUUGAGCUCAUUGUUAAUUUCUCUCCAACACUCUCAACGGGCAGUUCCCUGGACGCUCAGAUUAUUUUGGGGGUUGUUCAGAUUUUUGAGGUCGUGCAGAUGUUUGUGCUGGGACCGCGCCUGAUCCUUGGUGUUCGGGAAUACCACGCCAAGCUCGUUGUCGAUUCCGAUGCAGCAACUGGUAUGACCUCAAUCGCUUUCCAGGAGCGCGUGGAAAUAUCGACUGGCAGUGGUGUGUGAUACUCGGUGGAGUUAACGGGUUGUCUGUUGCCCUCCAAAGAGCAGGAAAAUUUGCUUUUAUUUAUUACCACUUUCUUGAAAGUAUUGAUCGAAGUUAUUUGGUGUUCCAAAGUAGAUUUCAAGGAGACAUACAAAGUUUUCGUCGUAUUAUUUAUUCCAGUGAUUUGCUAUACGUGCUGAUAAUACUUAAAUCGAU